Molecule: messenger RNA, 1656 nt
Organism: Setaria italica (foxtail millet)
Lineage: Eukaryota; Viridiplantae; Streptophyta; Magnoliopsida; Poales; Poaceae
Product: signal peptide peptidase-like 1
Exons: 4
Coding region: 336-1451 (371 amino acids)
Biological process (GO): membrane protein proteolysis
Cellular component (GO): Golgi-associated vesicle membrane; lumenal side of endoplasmic reticulum membrane; cytoplasmic side of endoplasmic reticulum membrane
Molecular function (GO): aspartic endopeptidase activity, intramembrane cleaving
Source: RefSeq, a predicted model, not a curated record
CUAAUCAUCGAGAGGAAAAGAAGAAAAAAAAGGGUUAUGGGGAUUUCUUCUCAUCCCUGAAUCGCUCUCGUGAAUCGAAUCCCAGGCGGACCGACCGAUCCUCCUCGCCUGACCGCGCCGCAUCUCGCUCGCACGCCUACUUCCACUUCCACCCAACAGCGCGAGUGUUACCAGGCCUAACCUUCCUCCUCCGCAGCUCCGCCUUCUCGUGCCGUGACGCGGAACGCCGGGGAGAUCCACCGAGGACUUGGAUUGAUUUCUUCUUCCCUCGGUGGAAGAUACUUGGGUUAGUCAGAGCAUAGAACAAGGGUGGAUUUCGAUUGAUUUUCCAUAGGAUGGAAUCCUUGUGGAAGCUGGCCUACUUGCUUGAGCCUGCAUCACUUGCUCUCAUUGCCACAGCCAUUUCUGUGGCGUAUGCAUCGGCGUCGCGUGCUCUGGACUAUGGCAAGGAGAUGGAGAGGAACUUGGAUUUUUCAGAGGCUUCCAUUACAUUGGAUCGGUCGCAGGCUCUAAUGAUUCCCCUUGCAAGCUCAUGCAGUCUGCUGCUGAUGUUCUACCUGUUCUCAUCUGUCUCGCAUCUCAUGACCGCUUUUACCACUGUGGCCUCAGCGAUGGCACUGUUCUUUUGCCUGUCUCCGUACAUCACCUACCUCAAGACGCAAUUCAAUCUGAUGGAUCCGUUCGUGUCCAGGUGUUGUUCAAAGUCGUUUACCCGGUUGCAAGGUUUGCUGAUGCUCUUUUGCAUAACCACAGUGUUAGCCUGGCUGGUUUCAGGGCAUUGGUUGUUAAAUAAUGUCCUGGGGAUUUCCAUAUGUAUAGCAUUUGUCAGCCAUGUGAGGCUUCCCAACAUAAAGAUUUGUGCGUUGCUCCUGGUCUGCUUGUUUGUGUAUGAUAUUUUUUGGGUGUUCUUCUCAGAGAGGUUUUUUGGAGCAAAUGUUAUGGUCUCAGUUGCCACUCAGAAGGCAUCUAAUCCUGUUCAUACAGUAGCAAACAAGCUUAGUCUGCCUGGGUUGCAGUUAAUUACAAAGAAGCUGGAGCUUCCAGUCAAGCUAGUUUUCCCGAGGAAUUUGUUGGGUGGGAUUGUUCCAGGAAGCAGUCCUGGUGAUUACAUGAUGCUUGGCCUUGGAGACAUGGCCAUUCCAGGGAUGCUUCUAGCCCUUGUACUCUUCUUCGACAACCGGAAGCACAAAGAUGUGAACGUUCCAUCAGAUGUGUCUUCUUCAAAGCGGCGAAACUAUGUGUGGUAUGCCCUAACAGGGUAUGGUGUAGGCCUGGUAGCUGCAUUAGCUGCUGGGAUCUUGUCUCAGUCUCCCCAGCCUGCCUUACUCUACCUGGUGCCAUCGACGCUGGGGCCUGUCAUGUACUUGUCAUGGUUACGGAACGAGCUGUGGGAGCUGUGGGAAGGGUCCGGGCCGAUUCUAAACGAGAAAGCUCGUUUGUUGGAGGUAUGAGAUCCAAGGGGGCCAUAAAAAAUCGGAGCCCACGAUGAUGUAAUCUAAUUUAACAUUACUUCAGCUCCUCAUGCUGAAGGAGAGUAUUUAUAAGCUUAGAAUGGUGUAGUAAUGUAAGCUUUUACCCUGCUGUCCUCGCAAGAGGAAAACACAGAUGUAUCACUUUGACUGCUUGUAAUAGAAAGGUUCAAUGUGUUUCAGCUUU